This is a messenger RNA of Nematostella vectensis (starlet sea anemone), 505 nucleotides long. RefSeq lists its product as uncharacterized. The transcript has 2 exons. Lineage: Eukaryota; Metazoa; Cnidaria; Anthozoa; Actiniaria; Edwardsiidae. The record is from RefSeq and is a predicted model, not a curated record. Bases 1 to 303 code for a protein of 100 amino acids.
AUGACCAGCCAAAGGUUUCUAGCUGUUUUAGUGGUGCUGUCUAUAGCGGCACUGGUUCUGUCGCUAGAAGAUGAGGGAGCUGGUCAUGGGAAGCGAGGGUGUAUAGGCUGGACACGCCAUAAGAACAAAUGCAACAGGGGACGAAAGAGAAGCCAGUUACACCAAGCAUCCGAGGAUGAAAAGGAACGUUUCCUCGAGGCGCUCAAAAGGGAUACUGAGUACCAAAGACGUGUACGCAUGCUGAAAGAGAUGUCCGCUGAGGAAAGGAGACUAGAAGAGAUGAUCGCUGGCGACAAAAUAUAAUUUAAGAAAUAAACAAACUAAUAUCGCAAUAAUUAUUUUUAACAUUUAAUUGAUUACUAACAACAAAUAUAUAACACUAACCACAAAUUAAACCUUUGAGUAAAGGUAGUUGUCACAUAUUUGAAAAUUCAAAGAGCCAGACGUGAAAUAUACUCUGAAAUGGAUUCAGUCUGAUACAUUUCAGCCAUGUUUCUUCAAAUGA